AUGGAAUUCCAAGUUUUUGCCUUUCCCAUCAUAGUCUCCUGCAUCUUCAUCUUCGCUUUACUAAAAUUAUGUCACAAGUCCGAUGUGAAAGGCCUUUCCAAGCUUCCUCCCGGUCCAAGGAAGCUCCCACUCAUAGGAAACUUGCACCAGCUUCUUGGGUCACCGCCUCAUCGUGCAUUGCGGGACUUGGCCAAGAAAUAUGGGCCGUUGAUGCAUUUGCAGGUCGGGGAAGUUCCUCAUGUGGUCAUUUCUUCGGCCGAAAUGGCCAAGGAGGUGAUGAAGACCCACGACCUUACUUUCGCAAGUAGGCCUCCGCUCCUUUGUACCGAAGUAAUGUCGUAUGGAUCCACCGACAUUGCAUUCGCGCCUUACGGUGAAUACUGGAGGCAACUUAGAAAAAUCUGCACUUUGGAGCUCUUGAGUGCCAAGAGGGUCCAGUCUUUUAGGCAUAUUAGGGAAGAAGAGAUUUCGAAUCUCGUCAAAUGGGUCACUUCUAAUGCGGGCUCUCCAAUCAAUCUUACUCAGAGACUAUUCUCAACUAACUAUGGUGCCACUUCGAUUGCAGCUUUCGGGAAGAAAUUCAAAGAGCAGGAGGAGUUCAUCUCAAUAGUCACCGAAUCAGCUAGAUUAGCGGCUGGCUUUGAGGUUGGGGACGUGUUCCCCUCAUCAAAGUGGCUUCAUGUGAUUAGCGGGAUGAAGCCACGAUUGGAAAAGUUGCAUCAGCAAGCAGACCAUAUUAUGAACAACAUCAUCAGAGAAAAAAGAGAAGAAAGGGCUAAGAGAAGAGAUGAUGAAACGAGACAUGAAGAUUUGAUUGAUGUUCUCUUGAGGUUUGCCGAUCCUGGUGGUCCUGAAUUUUCCCUGACCACUGACAACAUCAAAGCAGUAAUACUGGACAUUUUCACCGCCGGGAGUGAGACUUCAGCCACACAGGUUGAUUGGGCAUUGGCCGAGAUGAUGAAGAACCCAAGAAUCCUCAAAAAGGCGCAGGCCGAGGUGAGAGAGGUCUUCGACAGGAGAGGAAAAGCAGACGAGACGGGGUUGCCUGAACUAGAGUACCUGAAGUUGGUAAUAAAAGAGUGUCUGAGGAUGCACCCUUCUGUUCCCCUGCUGCUCCCGAGGGAAUGCAGAGAGAGGUGCGAGAUAAACGGGUACGAGAUCCCAGUCAAGACCAAAGUGGUCGUGAAUGCAUGGGCGAUUGGCAGAGACCCCAAGUACUGGGACAACCCCGAGGCCUUUUACCCGGAGAGGUUCAAGGACAGCCCAGUCGAUUACAAAGGGACUAGCUUUGAGUACAUACCAUUUGGUGCAGGAAGGAGGAUAUGUCCAGGGAUGAACUUUGGGCUUGCGAACGUGGAGCUUCCACUCGCAAUGUUGCUGUACCACUUUGACUGGGAGCUUCCAGAGGGAAUGAAGAGUGAAGAGCUGGACAUGAGUGAGUCAUUGGGUGUGACUCAGAGGAGGAAGCGUGAUCUGUACCUGAUUCCCAAGCCCUAUCAGCCUACCUUCGCCUGUUGA
This is a messenger RNA of Syzygium oleosum, 1518 nucleotides long. Its product is annotated as cytochrome P450 71D11-like. Bases 1 to 1518 code for a protein of 505 amino acids. NCBI's taxonomy places the organism in Eukaryota, Viridiplantae, Streptophyta, Magnoliopsida, Myrtales, Myrtaceae. Gene Ontology annotation, molecular function: iron ion binding; oxidoreductase activity, acting on paired donors, with incorporation or reduction of molecular oxygen; heme binding. The transcript has 2 exons. The record is from RefSeq and is a predicted model, not a curated record.